CGACUUGUAAGUAUGAUAAGUUUUCGGCCGAGUACUUGUAAUAAACAGCAAAAAUAGAGAUAUUUUAUAAGUUUCGGGAUGUAGAUCGCCUCGAGGUUCUUGCCAAUAACAGAUGCUACUGUGAUGAAUGAGCCGACCCCAUGGAUGUGAAUUGUACAGAACGCGCGCGCAUUGUGCGCUGUGUGCUGUAGUAUCAUACCAUGGUUCCCAAUCUAGUACUUUGACACAGCGCGAUCACAUUGUCCGAAGUCGAACAUGAAACAGUUCUCAUUAAGUACGUCACCUAGCUACGUGAUCCAGACAUCCCAAAGGAGAAGUGUAUAAUUAACGCACUAGCUAUAUAUGCAAUCGUGAUUUGAUUUUACAGACAAAGCAGCGCUCGGUCACGACCAUUAUCAACAUGUACUGUAUAUAAAUGGACAGAUGAGAUUAUGAGGAUUCAUCGAUCGUGGAUAUUUAUAUGCUUCACAAACGAUGCACUGACUUCGUAAUGCAUUACGCUUGUUAAGCUGUCGAAAGAGGCUUUGAAGUAGUUUUGAUGAAUAUACAGUUCAUUUUCCAUUGCCAAGUGAACAGAAAAACAAGAUGUCCGAACAACGAUUGGUUGUGUUGAUCUGUAUGGAUGGCAGUAAACACUCGGAUUACGCACUUAAAUACUACAGGGACCAUGUCCACCAGCCCAACAACAGGGUGUAUGCCGUACAUUGUGCACACUACCACAGUGAAUACUGGAACAAGUUCUCGAUGGCGCCUUCUGAUCCUGCUGUUCUCCAGACCAUGAUCGAUGAAGAUAUCGCGAGAAUCAGCAAGGUGGUAGCUCACGUCAAAGACACCAUCAGUGACCUUCAGUUGAGUGCAGAAAUCAUCAAGGUCCAUGGACAUCCGGGUCACGCGCUUGUGGAAAAAUCAAAGGAAAUCCAUGCCUCCAUGAUUGUUGUCGGGUCGCGUGGUGUUGGUACCGUUCGAAGAACAUUUCUAGGAAGCAUAUCGGAUUAUCUCAUUCAUCAUGCGCAUGUGCCGGUCCUGGUUUGUAAGCAUCCACAAGAUAUGUGACAAUUACGACUGAUAAUGGUGGUUUACUAAUGUAACUAUACAUAAUAAGUCGAUAGACAACCAGGAUGUGUCGUAGACGAAGAGUGUCAGCUGAUACGAUAUUACGUUUCUUAAAAUAUAUAUAAUAGAUAGAAAUUUACUGAUACUGUACCAAGCCUUAACUGAUAACGAAAAUCAGUACCUCAUUGUAUCGGUGUCAGGUAAUCAUCUACAACACAAACAUCAAAUUCUGUUCAGAUAACAAAAAACAAAAACAACAGAAACAAAACAAACAACAAAAAGAAGAAACAAAAAUAAUGAAAUAAAUGAAAUAUUUUUCAACAUUGUAAUGGGGACCUAUAAAUUAGCUAUCUAUCCAUGUGUUAUAAAUAAUAUGGUCAGUGUCCCACCUAUUAAACUUAUAUGUUCACUGCCCAUCACUCUGAUAUUCACCCUUAUAAUACCUGACUCGGUAAUGAAUUGUAUCAAAUUAUAUGUAUGUACUAAACUCGUUCUUGCCUUCCUCUAUCAACCUAUUGAAUGCACUUGUUAUCGACAUGCAGCAAACCGAUCUUUAAUUAUACUGACCUAAACCGAAAACCAUAAUAAUCCCGUUCCAUCUUAUUACUAUCACUACAAAAGUCCUUAAUUGGUCCAAUUGAGGAUGUGUGUACACAAUUAUUGCUUUGCCAUAAUUGUAUACACACAUUUAAAGUUUUUCCUGCUGGGGUAAUAAAACAAAUGUACCAUAAAAAUGAUCACUGCAAAAGUAGAUUCCGUCAGACUCAUCGCGUCCCAAUGCGAGUGAACUGUAUCGAAAAAUAUCGAAACAUGUUCUUAUUACUAAAUCCCCUUCCGGACUUUCUGUUUCCUUUCGAGGUUGUUAUGUUUGUUACAUAUAUAUAUAUAUAUAGUACAUUUACAAGUAAAAAAAUAUCACUUUUCUGUUUUGACCAAUCAAAAGACUUAUUACAAACGACAGUUGGGAAAAUUAAAAACUUAUAAGAUAUAUAUGUACUUAACAGAACAUCUAACAGUAUCUUCAGUGAUACUAAAUAUAUUUCACUCUUGUGGCUUAUAUUUUGAUACUUCUUACUCGUGCUGCACACUCGUGAAAAAUAUCAAAAUAUUAGCCCCACUUAUGAAAUACAUUUGGUAUUACUAGAUAUCCUCUAUAUAUCUAGCCUUAGCCAGUGCCGUCCUAAAGCAAAUUAUACAAAUAAUAAGUGGCCGAAUUAACCAAAGUACUCUGUACUUGGUUUUGAAUCUUUUACAAAUGAAUGAGUUGAAUGUAUCACUGCUACGACUUAAUAUCAAUAAAGUCAAAUUUUAUUUACCCGA
Molecule: messenger RNA, 2373 nt
Organism: Pecten maximus
Lineage: Eukaryota; Metazoa; Mollusca; Bivalvia; Pectinida; Pectinidae
Product: universal stress protein YxiE-like
Exons: 4
Coding region: 586-1053 (155 amino acids)
Source: RefSeq, a predicted model, not a curated record